Messenger RNA from Carassius auratus (goldfish), 1202 nucleotides. RefSeq names its product coiled-coil domain-containing protein 106-like. The coding region runs from base 104 to 775 and encodes 223 amino acids. Gene Ontology annotation, cellular component: nucleoplasm. The record is from RefSeq and is a predicted model, not a curated record. The transcript is spliced from 3 exons. Lineage: Eukaryota; Metazoa; Chordata; Actinopteri; Cypriniformes; Cyprinidae.
CCUUUGCCUAUCCUGCUCUCUACCCAAUCCUUUCCUGAAAAAGAAACUGUAUUUAACUGUAUUUCUAACGCAAAUAUUUCAUAGUCACCUGCACACUUUGUUCAUGUGUUUUUUUUGUUUGUUUUUUUUUUUAAUAGAAGAGGCUCCAACUGCCCAUAUAAGUCUUUCCAAAUCAAAACAAACAGUUGAGAUGCUGAAAGAGAAGAUCCAUGCUCUGGAGGAAAAAGUGGAGUCUUUGACUGAAGAGAGAAACUUUCUCAGAGACAGACUGGAAGAUGCUCUUAAACUGAAAGCUGAAGUUCCAGAACGGUCCCAGAAUCCUACAGCAUCCCAGGUGGAGUCAUCUGAAGAUACAACAUCUUCUGACUCCAGCUCUGAUUCAUCUGAGCCUUCACAAAAGAAGUAUAAAAAGAAACCAAAAAAGAAGAAAUCAAAGAAAGCACGGGCCUGUGAUUUCAAAAGAGUAAAAACACCUGAGGAGUCUGUUUGUCGGUACCAGAAAGUCCUACGGCUUGUAAAAAGUGGCUCAACAAAGGCGGAUGCCUAUAACAGUGUGGGGGUGGACCGCAACACCAUUGUGAACCAAGCACCAAUUGCAGAGCUGGCUGCUGUUAGCCCUGACAUGUUCAAGAUCCUGAGGGCUGGUUUCAAAAAAGGGGACAGUCUGCUAAAAUUUGCUGAAAAAUGUAUGCCCCAAUGCAUCUUAGAGCCAAAUGCAAGUCAGAUCAGAGCUAUGAAAGAAGCCAGUGGUCUGCUGGACAUUCUGAAAAAGUAAAUGUUCAUCACUAUAUUUUAGUGUUGUUACGUAAGAAUGCGUUCGGUCUUAGUGUUAGUAUAUUAGAAUUUAAAAUAGUCCAUGAAACAGGACAAUAACCUGUUAGAAAAAAGUUGUUCUAAGAAAAUUUUAAGCAGUGUUGUUGCUGUUAUUGCUGCUUUUGGUGUACUAAUAAGAAUUUAGAAUAAUCAUCUUUCCCCUUUGUAUCCAAGUUUCCCCAAGUUUUUCUCUUUAGUACAGCUCAGCUAAUGAGCUAGGUUUUUUUUUUGUUUUUAAGCUAAUGGAUGUCAUAGAAAGGGGAGUAUUUAAUUGUAUGUUUUGUAAAACAUUUUAAUGAUUUGGUUUAAUGUAUGUGUUAUGGAAACAUGUUUCUUAAGCACUUUACAUGUGUAAAGGGUUACAAGUGUACACUUUACAAGGGUUUAAU